AUGAGCAAAGCUAGUAAAAUAACAUUGGGUUUAUCUUGUCUAAUAAGUUUUAGUACAAUUAUAGGUGUUCAUUAUGUUCAGGAACUAGAAAGACAAACCUUACAUGGGGGUCCGAUCAAAGAUGCCAAAAGAAUGGAAGAAAAAGAAAGGAAAAGAAAUUUAAACAGAAAUGACCAUGAAAUGCAACAAGAAUUAAAGAGAAAAUAUGAAAGUGUUCAACCUUUGAAUGGUGAUAUAGUGAGUAGUGAUAACAAACAUGAAGAUUGA
Saccharomycodes ludwigii is the source of this 267-nucleotide messenger RNA. RefSeq names its product Pet117p (gene PET117). The record is from RefSeq and is a predicted model, not a curated record. Gene Ontology annotation, cellular component: mitochondrion. The transcript has a single exon. Gene Ontology annotation, biological process: mitochondrial respiratory chain complex IV assembly. The coding region runs from base 1 to 267 and encodes 88 amino acids. NCBI's taxonomy places the organism in Eukaryota, Fungi, Ascomycota, Saccharomycetes, Saccharomycodales, Saccharomycodaceae.